Arvicola amphibius (Eurasian water vole) is the source of this 1653-nucleotide messenger RNA. RefSeq names its product leucine rich repeat LGI family member 2 (gene Lgi2). NCBI's taxonomy places the organism in Eukaryota, Metazoa, Chordata, Mammalia, Rodentia, Cricetidae. Bases 1 to 1653 code for a protein of 550 amino acids. The transcript has 7 exons. The record is from RefSeq and is a predicted model, not a curated record. Gene Ontology annotation, molecular function: protein binding. Gene Ontology annotation, biological process: inhibitory synapse assembly.
AUGGCGCUGCGGAGAGGCGGCGGGGCGCUGGGGCUGCUGCUGCUGAGCGCCGCGUGCCUCAUCCCGCCGAGCGCGCAGGUGAGGCGGUUGGCGCGCUGCCCCGCCACUUGCAGCUGUACCAAGGAGUCCAUCAUCUGCGUGGGUUCCUCCUGGGUGCCCAGGAUCGUGCCUGGCGACAUCAGCUCCCUGAGCCUAGUCAAUGGAACCUUUUUGGAAAUCAAGGACCGGAUGUUUUCCCAUCUGCCUUCCCUUCAGCUGCUAUUGCUGAAUUCUAACUCAUUCACGGUGAUCCGCGAUGAUGCCUUUGCUGGCCUCUUUCAUCUCGAAUACCUGUUCAUUGAAGGGAACAAAAUAGAAACCAUUUCAAGAAAUGCCUUUCGGGGCCUCCGUGACCUGACUCACCUAGAUUUAAGGGGUAAUAAAUUUGAAUGUGACUGCAAAGCCAAAUGGUUGUAUCUAUGGCUGAAGAUGACGAAUUCCACUGUGUCUGAUGUGCUGUGUAUCGGUCCACCAGAGUACCAGGAGAAGAAGCUCAACGAUGUGACCAGCUUUGACUAUGAGUGCACCACCACAGGUAUCUACGUUGAUGAUGCAAAGCCCAGAGCACCGCAGCUGGGAUUCUCACAGGGUUUGUAUGAACUCAUAUUUGUUUUUCUACCCCCACUCUCAGACUUCGUCGUUCAUCAGACUCUGCCCUACCAGUCGGUGUCAGUAGACACGUUCAACUCCAAGAAUGACGUGUACGUGGCCAUCGCUCAGCCCAGUAUGGAGAACUGCAUGGUCUUGGAGUGGGACCACAUAGAAAUGAAUUUCCGGAGUUAUGACAAUAUCACAGGCCAGUCCAUUGUGGGCUGCAAGGCCAUCCUCAUCGACGACCAGGUCUUUGUGGUGGUGGCCCAGCUCUUCGGCGGCUCUCACAUUUACAAAUACGAUGAGAGCUGGACCAAGUUUGUCAAAUUCCAAGACAUAGAAGUGUCUCGGAUUUCCAAGCCCAACGACAUCGAGCUGUUUGAGAUCGACGACGAGACGUUCUUCAUCAUCGCCGACAGCUCCAAAGCCGGCCUGUCCACGGUUUACAAGUGGAACAGCAAAGGGUUCUACUCGUACCAGUCCCUGCAUGAGUGGUUCAGGGACACGGAUGCAGAGUUUGUGGACAUCGAUGGAAAGUCACACCUCAUCCUGUCCAGCCGCUCCCAGGUCCCCAUCAUCCUGCAGUGGAACAAAAGCUCAAAGAAGUUUGUCCCCCAUGGUGACAUCCCCAACAUGGAGGAUGUCCUGGCUGUGAAGAGCUUCCGGAUGCAGAACGCCCUCUACCUUUCGCUCACCCGUUUCAUCGGGGACUCUCGGGUCAUGCGGUGGAACAGUAAGCAGUUUGUGGAGGUCCAGGCUCUUCCGUCCCGGGGGGCCAUGACCUUGCAGCCCUUCUCCUUCAAAGAUAACCACUACCUGGCCCUGGGGAGCGACUAUACCUUCUCACAGAUAUACCAGUGGGAUAAAGAGAAACAGCAGUUUAAAAAGUUUAAAGAAAUCUAUGUGCAGGCUCCCCGGUCUUUCACAGCCGUCUCCACCGACAGGAGAGAUUUCUUUUUUGCAUCCAGUUUCAAAGGGAAGACAAAGAUUUUUGAACAUAUCAUUGUUGAUUUAAGUUUGUAA